Messenger RNA from Funneliformis mosseae, 2079 nucleotides. The record is from the annotation of a GenBank genome assembly. NCBI's taxonomy places the organism in Eukaryota, Fungi, Glomeromycota, Glomeromycetes, Glomerales, Glomeraceae.
AUGGAUAAUUUAAGGCGUAGACAUAUUACUUCUUUCCAAAAUGGAGUCUUGGAACCAAUUGUAUUCGACGAUAAACGAAAAUCUAUGAAAUCGAUUCUUUUAUCCUCUAUUAAAUUACAAAAGACAAUAGCGCCGGUUCUAUCUACGAUUCGAAACUUUUACAAUAAAUAUUACAAUACCAUUCAUCCUCUAUGCUUCACUUUCUUAUCUUUUUUGACGAGAUUUUAUUUAAUAUCAUUGUCAGAUGUCGUAAUGUGGGAUGAGUCACAUUUUGGCAAAUUUGCAUCGCAUUAUCUUAAUCGAGAAUUUUACUUUGAUGUACAUCCACCUCUUGGUAAAAUGAUAGUCGCAUUAGCAGGAUGGCUUGCUGGGUAUGAUGGAUCAUUUGAUUUUGAAUCCGCGACGAGAUAUCCAGAAGAUUUAAAUUAUACAUUUAUGAGAAUAUUUAUGGCAUCAUUUGGAGUUUUGAUGGUUCCUUUGGCAUAUUUCACGUCAAUUGAAUUGGGUUUUUCGAAACAUUCCACAAUUUUAGUAACUUUAAUGGUGUUGUUUGACACCGCUUAUCUUUGUAUAAGUCGUUUUAUUCUUUUGGAUGCGAUGUUAUUAUUUUUCACUUUGUUGACUCUAUUUUGCAUGACAAAAUUUCAUAAUCAAAGUUACCAUCCUUUUUCAGCCAAUUGGUGGAAAUGGCUCAUCAUGACCGGAAUUUCUAUUGGUUGCGUCUCCAGUGUUAAAUGGAUUGGAUUAUUUACGACGGCAUUGGUUGGAUUAUAUACAAUAGAGGAUCUUUGGAACAAACUGGGAGAUUUGAGUAUUCCAAAGAUAGAUUAUUUAAAACAUUGGAUGGCGAGAAUUAUUUGUCUUAUAGUUCUCCCAAUAUUGAUUUAUAUUGGGUGUUUUGCUAUUCAUUUCGCAAUUCUUACUCAUACCGGUCCUGGAGAUGAACAAAUGAGUUCUCUCUUUCAAGCUGGACUUAUUGGAAAUGACUUUGCAGAAAAUCCUCUUGAAGUGGCGUAUGGAUCACGUAUAACACUUAGGAAUACGGGAUUCGGUGGUGGACUUUUACAUUCUCAUGUUGAAGAAUAUCCCGGAGGAUCAGGGCAACAACAAGUAACCUGUUAUCAUCAUGAGGAUUUUAACAAUGAUUGGAUUGUGUUGAAGCCUAGAGAAAUGGAAAUUUACGACAAUGAAACCGAUGUUGAAUUUGUGAAUGAUGGUGAUACAAUUAGGUUGUUACAUCUUGCGACUGAAAGUAAUUUACAUAGUCAUAAAAUUCCUGCCCCUCUAACCAGAGCACAUUGGGAAGUGAGUUGCUAUGGAAAUGAUACAUUCGGAGAUGAGAAGGAUUCUUGGGUAAUUGAAGUUGUAGAUGAUGUAUACAAGAGGACAAAUCAUAUUCGAUCGUUAACAACUAUCAUGCGACUUCGUCAUAAAGUAUUGGGAUGUUAUCUUCGAGCUGCAAACGUAGGUUUACCAGAUUGGGGAUUUAGACAAGUUGAGGUAACUUGCGAUAAACGUAAUAAUCCAAAGGAUACUUAUACUCAUUGGAAUAUUGAACGACAUUGGAAUAGCAAAUUACCACCUGGUGGUAAAGCUAAUUAUAAGUCAAAGUUUUUACGCGAAUUCUGGAAUUUGAACGUUGCCAUGUAUUACGCGAAUAAUGCAUUAGUUUCCGAUCCUGAUGAUAAUGAUAUUCUCGCAUCUAAACCAAGACAAUGGCCAAUAUUAGAAGUUGGACUUAGGUUAUGUAGUUGGACAAGUGAUUCCAUUAAAUUUUAUUUACUUGGAAAUCCAGCUGUUUGGUGGUCUGGAACUGCCUCUUUGAUGUUGUUUAUUUUGACAUUAUUCUGGUAUUUAGUAAGACGACAAAGACAAUAUACUGAUUUUUCACCAGGAUUUUUAAUGGAUCAGUUUACCGCGUCUUGUAGUUUAAAAACAAAAAAUAUGAUAUUUGGGAUACAUUAUGCAUUAAUUAUAACGAUAUUUUGGUAUUUUAAAGAUAUAGCAUAUGGUGUAUCAUCUCCUAAUAUUGAAUUGAAGGAUAAAAAAUGGCUCAGUACUUGGGAUAUUGUAGAUUGA